CCGCCCUGCCCCCCGCCCGGCUCCUCCAACUGCGCGCUUGGCGCCCUACGCGACCACCAGCCCGCGCCCUACUCGGCAGUGCCCUACAAGUUCUUCCCGGAGCCGUCGGGCCUGCACGAGAAGCGUAAGCAGCGGCGCAUACGGACCACGUUCACGAGCGCGCAGCUCAAGGAGCUGGAGCGUGUCUUCGCGGAAACCCACUACCCGGACAUUUACACGCGGGAGGAACUGGCGCUCAAGAUUGACCUCACCGAGGCUCGCGUGCAGGUGCGUGUUUAA
This is a messenger RNA of Myotis brandtii (Brandt's bat), 279 nucleotides long. It is a transcript of the gene PHOX2A, whose product is annotated as paired-like homeobox 2a. The transcript is spliced from 2 exons. Gene Ontology annotation, biological process: regulation of transcription by RNA polymerase II. NCBI's taxonomy places the organism in Eukaryota, Metazoa, Chordata, Mammalia, Chiroptera, Vespertilionidae. The record is from RefSeq and is a predicted model, not a curated record. Gene Ontology annotation, molecular function: DNA-binding transcription factor activity, RNA polymerase II-specific; RNA polymerase II transcription regulatory region sequence-specific DNA binding. The annotation marks the transcript as partial.